CCCGCACACGCGUGAGAAAGGGAUACACAGCGGAGAUUGAUUGGGAGAAAUGAUGUCUGCAUGUGGGCGUCAGUGGCUUCUCGGCCUGAUCUUGGCGGCGGGUUCUUCCAUCAAGCCGUCGUCAUCUUGGGUCAUCGGCCCAACGGCAGCACGGUCAGAUGUGACGCAUCGACACAGAGCUACCGUAACGGGCAGGCGCAGUGGCAGCAGCAUCACAACGAUGCGAGCGACUCCUUCCCCCGGUGGCGAUGACGAUACUGCUGGCACUCCCGCGUCGAUGUCACGCGGAGAAUGGCUGCGAGUCGGUGCCAGCCUUGCAGCAAUGGCGCCGGUGUUUGCCCUCGGCAAGGAAGACGCGUCGGCAGCAACAUCAUCAGUCUUCAACGCCUGCCUGUCAGAUGUGACCGUGCUGGGAGCUGGUGGGAAGACCGGACGGGAGUGCGUGGAGUACCUCGCCUCGAAAGGGACAGGCGAGUCGCACAUUUUGCUAAUAUUGUGCUACGAAUCUCAGUGCGAGCGAUGCAGCACUCCGACCGUAGGGGUGAGGGCGGUGGCGAGGAGCUUGACCAACAAAGAAGGGGAGCCGUUAGCCUUUACGACAACCAAGGGAAUUACGAUCGAGACGGCGGACGUCACUGUGCCCAGCUCGCUGCCCGGGGUCAUCAAAGGGUGA
Molecule: messenger RNA, 673 nt
Organism: Ectocarpus sp. CCAP 1310/34
Lineage: Eukaryota; Phaeophyceae; Ectocarpales; Ectocarpaceae
Source: the annotation of a GenBank genome assembly